AAAAGUGGUACUGGGAGGGCAAGGGGAGGGCUUCUCUCCAGUUGCCUCAAUCUCGGCUUCGCCCUCUUCAAGAGACUGUUCACUCGGCAUGGCACAUUAACUUUAACGCUCACUUUGGAAGGAACCUCUCCACUCGACGUCUCUGGAUUUACAGCACUUGCUUAUUACUUAAAUUUCUCUGCAAUAUUGUUAUUUGGGAGUCGGAGAAUUCACCAGAAACUCAACGCUUUGCGUCGACGCUAUUAUAUAUGUUUCCAUCCCGCACGAUAUAGGGACACGCUAAACCACACUCUACAUUGAGCAGGUGACAACCUUAAACCGUUCUUGACAAAUGUGUUCCUUCGCUAUGUCACGAUUUAGUCUGUAACUUGAAACGUUUUUCAUUGAACAUACACCAAUAGGCUAUUUAUCACCGCGCAGUAAAAGUACAAAAAUCCCAAGUCGUGUCUAUUAACUACUCUUUCCCCUGGUUUUGCCUCUGCAAAGAAGUUCAGUGUGCAACAAGGAGGGGUUUGGGGUGGAAAAGACCACACUGUCUGUGACCAUACAUUGUUAUGGAAAUUGCAACAGGUCUCGAAUCAUUGGAGAGACGCUUCUCGGCAAGGAAUCAUUCUUCUGCCUGUUCAAAGAUGCUGGACGGUAUUAAAAUCGAAGAUCAUUUUAGAACGGGAGCGGCCACUUUGGGCGUUAUGAUCGGUGCUGAAUGCCAUCAUCAGGCCGUCUGCGAGGGAUGUCAGCGGCCUAUAUCCGACCGAUUUCUGAUGCGGGUCAACGAAUCGUCGUGGCACGAGGAGUGUUUGCAGUGCGCAGUGUGUCAACAGCCGCUUACCACAACUUGCUACUUCAGAGAUAGGAAACUCUACUGCAAAAUUGACUACCAACAGCUGUUUGCCACCAAGUGCAGUGGUUGCCUGGAGAAUAUAGCUCCUACUGAGUUUGUGAUGCGUGCCCUGGAGUGUGUGUACCACCUGGGCUGUUUCUGCUGCUGCGUGUGCGACAGGCAGCUGUGCAAAGGAGACGAGUUUGUCCUCAAGGAGGGCCAGCUGCUCUGCAAGAGCGACUACGAGAGGGAGAAGGAACUGCUCAGCUCCAUGAGCCCUGAUGCCUCAGAUUCAGAAAAGAGUGAAGCUGAGGAGCUGGACGGGAAGCCUGAGAAGGGCUCUGGGGGCCAGGGGAAGGGCAGUGACGACGGGAAAGACCCUCGCCGUCCCAAACGGCCACGCACCAUCCUGACCACACAGCAGAGGAGAGCCUUCAAGGCGUCCUUCGAGGUGUCCUCCAAACCCUGCCGGAAGGUUAGAGAGACGCUGGCGGCAGAGACAGGCCUUAGUGUCCGUGUCGUCCAAGUGUGGUUCCAGAACCAAAGAGCCAAGAUGAAGAAGCUAGCCCGGAGACAGCAACAACAGCACGAGCAGCAGAACUCCCAAAGGCUAGGCCAAGAAGUGAUGUCGGGUCGGAUGGAGGGCCUGCUGAGCUCCUACACCCCCCUGGGCCCCCCUCAGCAGCAGCAGCUAGUGGCUAUGGAGCAGAACGGCUACGGCACCGACCCCUUCCAGCAUGGUCUCACCCCGCCACAGAUGCCCGGAGACCACAUGAACCCAUACGGAAAUGACUCCAUUUUCCACGACAUCGACAGCGACACGUCCCUCACCAGCCUCAGCGACUGUUUCAUGGCAGCGUCCGACAUUGGCUCCCUGCAGGUGCGGGUGGGGAACCCCAUCGACCGUCUCUACUCCAUGCAGAGCUCUUACUUUGCCUCCUGAAAGUCAACCCUGAACCGAAGGGGG
Messenger RNA from Oncorhynchus mykiss (rainbow trout), 1787 nucleotides. RefSeq names its product LIM/homeobox protein LMX-1.2. The record is from RefSeq and is a predicted model, not a curated record. Gene Ontology annotation, molecular function: DNA-binding transcription factor activity, RNA polymerase II-specific; RNA polymerase II transcription regulatory region sequence-specific DNA binding. Gene Ontology annotation, biological process: neuron differentiation; regulation of transcription by RNA polymerase II. Gene Ontology annotation, cellular component: nucleus. NCBI's taxonomy places the organism in Eukaryota, Metazoa, Chordata, Actinopteri, Salmoniformes, Salmonidae.